GGAAGGAAUGGGGAAUGGGGAAUGAGGAGGACUGUCGUCAUGAUUGAAGACUGGGUCUGAUGGGUUGCCAUCUUGACUUGCUGUUGGGGGGGAAGUCGUCCCCUUUGAACAGUGAUCUGAUCUCCGUAUAGGAGAAGAAGAAGGCCAAGAAUUCAAGAAGCUUGGUCUUUCAAUUUGACACUCAAUCCUCAUGGUACGAUUGCAGGCACAACCAACAGCGCCCCCGCAGCCGCAGCCGCAUCCGCAGCCGCUGGGAACGCAGAACCAAGCCGCAGCGGCGGCCUCGCCACUCGUCCGGCGGCUCUUUGAGAUUCUCUUCUACGCUCAGCUGAUUCUUGUGGUGAUCUUGACCAUAGUGCUCACGGUCCGCGGCCUCCUCUCGGCCAAGAGCCACAACUUCCACCCGGUGAAUUGGUACCCUCCGCUCCUCACUGCCGUGGCAUGUGCCGGGAUCGCUGGUUUCUCAUGGCACUUGUACAUCGUGAAAAACCCCGCAAGAGCCGUGAAGGCAGCAUUUUGGCUGAGUCCCUUGUUGACUUGUGCAUUCGGCGUGUUGCUUGUGACGAUCGAGUCCUCGGUGGGUUUGGCCUUCGGAAUAGUCGCGAUUAUUUCUGGGCUGAUACAGUCAUUGUACGGAUGCUGGGUUAACCAUCGGUUUGAAUAUGCCGGCCGGAUUCUAUGGGUAUCCACAGUUUUCCCACCGACUCACACUACCGUUUUGGUCGGGCUUUCCAUCGUAGUCUCCGUCGCUUACUCGGGCUUCCUGGUGUGCGGGAUUGGAGGAGCGACCGCCACCGCGACCACCUGGGACGUCGUCUUCAUCUUCAUCAUCUUGCUCCACUUUACAUGGACCAUGCAUGUCAUCAAGAACUUGUUGCAAGCGACGAUAGCCCGUGUCAAGUACAUGAACUUUGGUUAUGGGGCAAAUGUGGACACUCGCGAGGCUUCCCAAGACACGAUGAAAUACCUGAUCGGGAGCGUCUCUAUGGGUUCCGCCAUGGUCCCGAUCAUUGGCACGGUCCGAGGCUCUGCACGUGCACUCAGCUCUAUCGGAGGAGGGUCAGAUGAAUUCUUGUUCUCGUGCACUGAUUGCUACUCCGGCAUCGCUUUGACGCUGAUUACAUGCGGGAACAGAUGGGGAUUUGUACAUGUCGGAGCCCUCAACAAAGGGUUUGUGCAAGCAUCGAGGGAUGCUUGGGAGACUUUCAAUAGGGCCGGAUUACAACCCUUGAUCGACUCUGAUCUGACCGGGGUGUUUUGCUUCUUCUGUGGUCUAACCGGUGGAGCAAUAUCUGCCCUAGCGGGCGGUACCUGGGCACUAGCAGUUCAAAAGGGUUAUGCUACAGAGGUGUCCCUGUAUGCUUUCUUGAUUGGCUAUUUCAUGAGUCGAAUAUCAGUGGCAUGGGCACAAGCAUCUGUUUCAGCAUACUAUGUUGCUUAUGCGGAGAACCCAAACAACGAUCGGUUCGACUCGACCAUCCCAUCUCGUCUCGAAGCAAUGCGGAGAUAUGGGCAUUAGAGCACACUACUUUGAAGCGAACUGCUGUUUCAUAGAGAGCUCGACAUUCUCGUUGGGUCAGUAAAGAGUCUGUACAGCAAAACAAUUCACAGAGAACCAUACUGAUGUUUCUUUAGUUUUUCUUUUCGGGACAUCUUCUUUUAUUCUUACCAUUGCAUAUACAAAAGCUUCAGCGAUACAAUCACAUCUGUUCUUUAA
Syzygium oleosum is the source of this 1717-nucleotide messenger RNA. RefSeq names its product protein PNS1. The coding region runs from base 191 to 1519 and encodes 442 amino acids. The record is from RefSeq and is a predicted model, not a curated record. Gene Ontology annotation, molecular function: transmembrane transporter activity. The transcript has 4 exons. NCBI's taxonomy places the organism in Eukaryota, Viridiplantae, Streptophyta, Magnoliopsida, Myrtales, Myrtaceae. Gene Ontology annotation, cellular component: membrane. Gene Ontology annotation, biological process: transmembrane transport.